Molecule: messenger RNA, 363 nt
Organism: Cotesia congregata
Lineage: Eukaryota; Metazoa; Arthropoda; Insecta; Hymenoptera; Braconidae
Source: the annotation of a GenBank genome assembly
AGAAGACGGACAAUUGAAAUUGGAAGUAGAUCGAUUCGUGAGCAAAGAGGUACGUUCUCUCUGCCAGCAGAAUAUAAUCCAAAUAAUACCAAGUGGACUCUGAAGUACCGAGAAAAAGCCAGGACUCGUCGAGCUCAUGCCUCAAACUGGUAUUUACGUCAAAAGGAAAGAGCUACAACGUUGUAUACGAGAAUCAAACGACGGCCAGGACUAGAUGAAAACGCGAGAAUGGUCCUGCUAUCAUUCGUUGAAGAGCAUGGGAAGAAACGUAGUUGGAGCACGUCUAACACAUCAGCUGUUAUGAGUACUAUUCGGACCAAGAUUAAGGACAUAAGAGACAAGCAUGAGCGGACAUGCAAAGCU